Nyctereutes procyonoides (raccoon dog) is the source of this 1828-nucleotide messenger RNA. RefSeq names its product arrestin beta 2 (gene ARRB2). The record is from RefSeq and is a predicted model, not a curated record. Gene Ontology annotation, molecular function: angiotensin receptor binding. Gene Ontology annotation, cellular component: cytoplasm. The transcript is spliced from 16 exons. Lineage: Eukaryota; Metazoa; Chordata; Mammalia; Carnivora; Canidae. Gene Ontology annotation, biological process: G protein-coupled receptor internalization; positive regulation of ERK1 and ERK2 cascade; signal transduction. Bases 195 to 1448 code for a protein of 417 amino acids.
AGGGGGCUCGAGGGGCGGAGGAGGGAGCGAGCGCGGAGGGCGCGCGUGCGCAGUGGCGCGGGGAGGAGCAGGCACCCGGCGGCAGGCGGGGAGGCUGCGAGCAGCCGCGAACCGGGCGGGCGCGCGCACCAUGGGGGAGAAACCGGGCACCAGGUUGCUAGGAGCGACAGCUUCAUCUUGGGGGAGCAGAGUGCAUGACGACCCCCCACUUCCAUUCGGGGCCUUACCCCUCUUCCCGGAGGGUCUUCAAGAAGUCAAGCCCUAACUGCAAGCUCACUGUGUACUUGGGCAAGCGGGACUUUGUGGAUCACCUGGACAAAGUAGAUCCUGUGGAUGGCGUGGUGCUCGUGGACCCAGACUACUUGAAGGAUCGCAAAGUGUUUGUGACCCUCACCUGCGCCUUCCGCUAUGGCCGCGAGGACCUGGAUGUGCUGGGCCUGUCCUUCCGCAAAGACCUGUUCAUUGCCACCUACCAGGCCUUCCCCCCCGGGCCCAACCCACCCCAGCCCCCCACUCGCCUGCAGGACCGGCUGCUGAGGAAGCUGGGCCAGCAUGCCCACCCAUUUUUCUUCACAAUACCCCAGAACCUGCCCUGCUCUGUCACCCUGCAGCCAGGCCCAGAGGACACGGGGAAGGCCUGUGGAGUAGACUUUGAGAUCCGAGCCUUCUGUGCCAAAUCUCUAGAAGAGAAAAGCCACAAAAGGAACUCUGUGCGGCUGGUGAUCCGAAAGGUGCAAUUUGCCCCGGAGAAACCCGGCCCCCAGCCAUCAGCAGAAACCACACGCCACUUCCUCAUGUCUGACCGGUCCCUGCAUCUAGAGGCUUCCCUGGACAAAGAGCUGUACUACCACGGGGAGCCCCUCAACGUCAACGUCCACGUCACCAACAACUCCACCAAGACCAUCAAGAAAAUCAAAGUCUCUGUGAGACAGUACGCUGACAUCUGCCUCUUCAGCACUGCCCAAUAUAAGUGUCCUGUGGCUCAGAUCGAACAAGAUGACCAGGUGUCACCCAGUUCCACGUUCUGCAAGGUAUACACCAUCACCCCGCUGCUCAGUGACAACCGGGAGAAGCGUGGUCUUGCCCUGGACGGGAAGCUCAAGCAUGAAGACACCAACUUGGCCUCCAGCACCAUCGUGAAGGAGGGGGCCAACAAGGAGGUGCUGGGUAUCCUAGUGUCCUACAGGGUCAAGGUGAAGCUGGUGGUGUCUCGCGGCGGGGACGUCUCUGUAGAGCUGCCAUUUGUCCUCAUGCACCCCAAGCCCCACGACCACAUCACCCUCCCCAGGCCCCAGACAGCUGCUCCUGACACAGACGCCCCUGUGGACACCAACCUCAUUGAAUUUGAUACCAACUACGCCACAGACGAUGAUAUCGUGUUCGAGGACUUUGCCCGGCUUCGGCUAAAGGGGAUGAAGGAUGAGGACUACGAGGACCAGUUCUGCUAGGAGGAGGGCUCAGGUGCUGCUGGGAGAGGGGGGUCCCCGCCUCUGCCCUCCCUCCACGCAGCAGCCUCCCCACCCCCCCAGCCGCCCCCAGACAUGCACUGGACCCAUCUCCGUGGAACAUGGGCAUUAUUUUUUCAACUCCAGUUGUGCCUCCCCAACUAACCAACCCCCCAGUGGGUGGCAGGCUGUGUUCACACCUACGUUUGUGGAGGGGGCUGCGAAAGAGACAGGAGGGAAGGUGGGGAGAAGGAAGCCCCAUGUGCACCAUCACAGCAACAGCUUCCCUUCCCUUCCAGAGGACACCCUUCUGGGGGGGGGCAAGGCCACUUCUUUGUUUCUGAGCAUAAAGAAGAAAAUAAACCUUGGAAUAGGCACGCGCA